Mercenaria mercenaria is the source of this 1971-nucleotide messenger RNA. RefSeq names its product myosin-3-like. Lineage: Eukaryota; Metazoa; Mollusca; Bivalvia; Venerida; Veneridae. The coding region runs from base 1 to 1971 and encodes 656 amino acids. Gene Ontology annotation, biological process: extracellular matrix organization. The transcript has 2 exons. Gene Ontology annotation, cellular component: extracellular matrix. The record is from RefSeq and is a predicted model, not a curated record.
AUGACGUCAGAUGAUCGUCAGCUUUUCCAGGAAGUCAAGAAAAUGACGUCAGAUGACCGUCAGCUUUUCCAAGAAGUCAAGAAAAUGACGUCAGAUGACUGUCAGUUUUUCCAGGAAGUCAAGAAAAUGACGUCAGAUGACUGUCAGCUUUUCCAGGAAGUCAAGAAAAUGACACUUCAAAACGAUACUUUGGUCAUCGGUAAAGACGAUGUCCGGAAAGUGCUUGAUGAUGUUGCCAAGGUAGUUCAAAAUAAAAUCAGGAAUGAAAUAAAUGAACACAAAAAGGAAGCAGAAACUAGAAAGUUAGAACUGAUCAAUAUCACAAACGACUCUGUUAAGGCUAUUGACAGACAUAAAGAAGUAUCAAUGUCUCAACUAGAUAAAGCAUUAAAAUCUGCAAACGAUAAAAUAGAAAAGCAAACAAAAGAAGCGCUUAAAAAGAUACAAGCAGAUGUCGAUAUUGCUAAAAAACUGCUAGACGAGUGUGCUGAUAAAGGUGCUAACAAGUUGGAAGUCGAAGCCGAAGCUGGAGUAAAACAGAUAGAGGAAUCUGCUGAUAAAGGGGUUGAUAAGUUAGAAGUCGAAGUCCAUGCUGGUGUUAAACAGAUAGAAGAAUCUGCUGAUAAAGGGGUUAUCAAGUUGGAAGUUGGAGCCAAAGCUGGAGUAAAACAGAUAGAAGAAUCUGCUGAUAAAGGAGUUAGCAAGUUAGAAGUUGAAGUCGAAACUGGUGUGAAACAGAUAAAAGAAUCUGCUGAUAAAGGGGUCAGCAAGUUAGAAGUCGAAGCCCAAACUGGUGUUAAACAGAUAGAGGAAUCUGCUGAUAAAGGGGUUAUCAAGUUGGAAGUUGGAGCCGAAGCUGGAGUAAAACAGAUAGAAGAAUCUGCUGAUAAAGGAGUUAGCAAGUUAGAAGUUGAAGUCGAAACUGGUGUGAAAAAGAUAAAAGAAUCUGCUGAUAAAGGAGUUAGCAAGUUAGAAGUCGAAACCCAAACUGGUGUGAAACAGAUAGAAGAAUCUGCUGAUAAAGGGGUCAGCAAGUUAGAAGUCGAAGUCCAAACUGGUGUUAAUCAGAUAGAAGAAUCUGCUGAUAAAGGGGUUAUCAAGUUGGAAGUUGGAGCCGAAGCUGGAGUAAAACAGAUAGAAGAAUCUGCUGAUAAAGGAGUUAACAAGUUAGAAGUUGAAGUCGAAACUGGUGUGAAACAGAUAAAAGAAUUUGCUGAUAAAGGAGUUAGCAAGUUAGAAGUCGAAGCCCAAACUGGUGUGAAACAGAUAGAAGAAUCUGCUGAUAAAGGGGUCAGCAAGUUAGAAGUCGAAGCCCAAACUGGUGUUAAACAGAUAGAAGAAUCUGCUGAUAAAGGGGUUAGCAAGUUAGAAGUCGAAGUUGAAACUGGUGUGAAACAAAUAGAAGAAUCUGCUGAUAAAGGAAUUAGCAAGUUAGAGGUCGAAGUCAAAACUGGUGUGAAACAGAUAGAAGUAUCUGCUGUUAAAUGGGUUAGCAACUUAGAAGUCGAAGCCCAAACUGGUGUUAAACAGGUAGAAGAAUCUGCUGAUAAAUGCGUUAUCAAGUUGGAAGUUGGAGCCGAGGCUGGAGUAAAACAGAUAGAGGAAUCUGCUGAUAAAGGGGUUGAUAAGUUAGAAGUCGAAGUCCAUGCUGGUGUUAAACAGAUAGAAGAAUCUGCUGAUAAAGGGGUUAUCAAGUUGGAAGUUGGAGCCAAAGCUGGAGUAAAACAGAUAGAAGAAUCUGCUGAUAAAGGAGUUAGCAAGUUAGAAGUUGAAGUCGAAACUGGUGUGAAACAGAUAAAAGAAUCUGCUGAUAAAGGGGUCAGCAAGUUAGAAGUCGAAGCCCAAACUGGUGUUAAACAGAUAGAGGAAUCUGCUAAGAUUUCUGAAAAAGCGUAUAAAGCAUUAAAGCAGAUUGAGGAUUUAACGACAGCAAACAAAGAAGAUAAAUACAACAAGCUUAAAGAAGGUUAG